UUGCUGGUGAAUUUGUUGUACCUCUGCCUACUCUGAGCUAUACCACACAUGGUGUAUUAUCUGAUAUUGUCAUUGAGAGGGAUUUCGUCAACAAAGCUCUUCGGUAUCUUGACGUAAACAAGGCUAGCUUUGGUUUCCCUUCACGGCUUCUUAAAGAAUGCUCUGAAGAAAUUACUGUACCAGUAACUACUUUAUUCAACAAGUCACUUAGUACUGGUGUUUUUCCAAAUCAGUGGAAAGAUGCUAAUCUUGUCCCGAUACAUAAGGCUGAAAGAAAGUCAAUUGUCUCUAACUAUAGAGGAAUUUCGUUGCUCGAUCAACUGUCAAAAGUCCUUGAAAAAGGUGUUUUUGGUAGAUUGUUUGACUUUGUUUCACCAAAGCUAACCCCUUGGCAACAUGGCUUCUUUCCUGGCCGUUCCACCGUUACCCAGCUACUUCAAGUUGUUCAUUUACUUUCUAGCGCCCUUGACAAAAAGCAACAGGUUGACUUAGUUUAUUUGGAUUUUUCGAAGGCGUUUGAUAGAGUACCGCAUGAUAAACGUCUCCACAAGCUCCAUGCUAUUGGGAUUCGGGAUCCAUUACUGUCAUGGUUCCGCAGUUACCUUUCAGACAGACGUCAUCGUGUUGUCCUUGCUGGUCAUACUUCAGAGUGGCUUCCAAUGACAUCAGGAGUGCCCAAGGAUCGGUCUUGGGACCGCUCCUUUUUGUAA
Molecule: messenger RNA, 710 nt
Organism: Paramuricea clavata
Lineage: Eukaryota; Metazoa; Cnidaria; Anthozoa; Malacalcyonacea; Plexauridae
Source: the annotation of a GenBank genome assembly